AUGCCGCCCAAAUCGCUCGUCACGGCGCUGCGCGAUCGCUACCUCAACACCAUCCGUUCCGUGCAGCCCCCCGCAAGAUGGAAGGUGCUCGUCGUAGACUCGUUCACAAAGGAGCUCCUCAACUCGGUGCUCAAGAUGUACGACAUCCUCCAGGAAAACGUCGCACAGGUGGACAACAUCGAGCUCAGUCGCGCUCCCCAGUCGUCGCUCGAGGCGUGCUACCUCCUCACCCCCACCAGCCACAACGUAGACCGCAUCAUCCGCGACUUGGCCCCCGACGCAGGCCGCCAGCCCACCUACGCCGCAGGCCACAUCUUCUUCGUCGACAGCCUCUCGGACGCGCUCGUCCACAAGCUCACCUCGUCGCCCGCAGAGCCCAAGCUGCGCCAGCUCAUUGAGCUCUACACCAACUUCUGGCCCACCGAAUCCCAGGCCUUCUCGCUCAAGUCGCCUCAGAGCUUCCUCAACCUCUUUCAGCCCCUCGGCGGCCUCUAUGGUCCUGACCCCAUGGAGGCUAUGCGCACCAUCGACGAGGAGCUCCAGUUCUCUACACAGGCCAUCCUCAACGUAUGCGUCACCCUCAACGAGUUCCCGCUCAUCCGCUACUACAACCCCUCCCAUCCACCACUCGGCCCGCUCCAGCCACCCAAGGAUGCCAUCAAAUCUCAGACCGCCGCCGCCAACAUGUACCAGGGCAGCGCACGCAUGGCGCGCCUGCGCGGCACCAACAACGAUGCCGGCCUCGCAGGCGCAGGCUCCGACGGUCCCGUCGCCGGCGAGCAUUUCACACGCAAGCUCGCCAUGCGCGUCCAGGCCGCCAUCGACCAGUACGUGCGCGACAACCAGCCCAAGAUCGAGUCGAGCCGGCCGCGUUCGGUGCUCUUCAUCACCGACCGCUCCAUGGACACGGUCGCGCCGUUCCUGCACGAGUUCUCCUACCAGGCCAUGUGCAACGACCUGCUCGCCAUCGAGGACGGCACGCGCUACAACUACACCUUCUACACCGCCGAGGGCGAGCGCGAGCAGAAGGACGCCGUGCUCUCGGAUGACGACAACGUCUGGACGGGCAUCCGACACCUGCACAUCGCCGAGGCCAUCGACAAGCUCACCAAAGACUUCAAGCAGCACGCCGGCGAGCAGGGCGCGUUUGCCGACCCCAACUCGUCGCUCAACGACAUGCGCGACAUGCUCGCCUCGCUGCCGCACAUGCAGGAGAUGAAGGAGAAACUCUCGCUCCACCUCACCAUGGCGCAGGACUGCAUGAACCGCUUCGAAAAGUCGCGGCUGCCGCAGCAGGCCAUGGUGGAGCAGAACUGCGCCACACGCCUCACGCCCGAGGGCCAAAAACCCCGGACGCUCGUCGAGGAGAUGGUGCCGCUGCUCGACGACCGCAGCGUGACGAACACGGACAAGGUGCGCAUCAUUGCGCUCUACAUCAUGUACUGCGAUGGCGUACCCGACGAGGAUCGCAAGCGUCUCUUCCAGCACGCGCGUCUGGGGCGCUACGAGAUGGACGCCGUCGACAACCUCGUCCACCUCGGCGCACAGGUGGUGCGCGACGCCACGGCGUCCGGCUGGGACGCGUGGUUCAAGAAGGGCAAGCGCAAGCAGCAGCCGGGCGAAAACGAGUUCGAACUCAGCCGUUACCAGCCGCUCGUCAAGCUCAUGGUCGAAGACCACUUUGCCGGUAAGCUCGAACAGGCCACCUUCCCCUACGUGCGCGAUGCGCCUCCGGAAGCAUCGACAGGCCUGUCGCUGCCUGUGCAAACCUCGGCGCUGGCUCGCGUCGGGCUUGGCGGGGGGAGCGCAACGACGGCUUCGGCGGCAAGCGCACGUACGCAGCCCAGCAGUCUGCGCUCUGCCAAGCCGACCUGGCACCAAAAGGGACGGGGUGGAUCGAACGUCGGGGUGGAGAGGAGCGAGAACCGCCAGCGCGUGCUUGUGUUCGUUGCGGGCGGCAUGACGUAUUCCGAGAUGCGUUCGGCGUACCAGAUGAGCGAACGCCUGGGCAAGGACUGCUACAUUGGAUCGUCGCACACCUUUACCCCGCAAUCGUUUGUCGAGGUGCUCAAGCAGUUUGGCAAGGCCGGGUCGCGCGAGGCUGCGCAGCAGCGCCCACACCACGCGCAUCACGAGCAUCGUCAUCAUCAGCAGGAACAGCAACUGCCACCGGGCGCAAGGGGGCUCAGCAAACCGCUCAACGACCGCAGCGCCAUCCGCACCGAGUCGCUCAAGCACGGCGCCUACCCCGCGCACGCCGGCACCAACGGCGGCCAGUCGGGCUAUGGCUCGCCACCCGUGGACCAGUCGACGUACGACCGCAGGUUCCAGUCGCAUGCUCCCGCACCACCCCACCAUCCGCAGCAGCACCAGCAACAACAGCAGCAGCAGCAGGGGCCAAAAUCUAGCCUCCCACCCCACGUUGCUGCGGAUGCAGGUAGCGGCGCACGCAGCACCAGUCCUGCCCCCAGCCAGGCGAGCGACCUCAGCCAGCGCUCCAAGGACAAGAAGCGUCUCAAGAAUCCCUUUUCCUUUAAAAAGUGA
Moesziomyces aphidis is the source of this 2544-nucleotide messenger RNA. Lineage: Eukaryota; Fungi; Basidiomycota; Ustilaginomycetes; Ustilaginales; Ustilaginaceae. The record is from the annotation of a GenBank genome assembly.